Molecule: messenger RNA, 36414 nt
Organism: Podarcis lilfordi (Lilford's wall lizard)
Lineage: Eukaryota; Metazoa; Chordata; Lepidosauria; Squamata; Lacertidae
Source: the annotation of a GenBank genome assembly
GCAAUAUUCAAAUCAACAAGUCAAGCCAGAACCAACAGAACAUGAAUGGAAAUAUUCCAUUUUCACAGACACCAGCCCCAUAUAAUGAGCCACAUACCUCAAGCAUGCACCUAGCCACAGUCCUCUCGAGUGAGAGCAAGUGGCCGACAGAGCCAGCAGAAACCCCUGGCAUCACAUCCAGCGUCCGGAACAAUGCUGACGAGCCACCCAGAUCAAUGUACAAAGGCACAGAUCAGGGUUCCUGUGUGGAGAAUGCAGUCCAACAUCAGGGAGCAGCAGCAGACACAAGGAGGGAGAAGACUCUGCAGCAGGGAAGGGGACAGCAAGAACAGUCAGGAAGUGCCAGGGACAGUAUCAGCAGCCUGGUGCUGACAAAUGGGUUACACACAGAGUCUGAGUCUGGAGAACAGAGAGAUUUUGACAGCAAGGGGGAAGCUCUGACACAGACUCAAACCACUCCGAGGACUGGUGCUGCUGCUUUGGAAAAGAACACGUUGCUAUUCAGCGAGACACUCAGCAAUGCAGGGUUGCAUCUACAGCAGGAUGUUGCAGAGCUGUUUGAUCUGGAGGAUGGAGAAGAACAGAUAAGGUAACAGAAAUGUAGUCCAUUCAUUUGAUACUCAGAUUAGUGUGUAUGCCUUUGAGUUUCUCCUGAAAGCUGCCUUAAGCUGGGACCUGGGUUUGGGAAUGCCACUACCCAAAAAACAUUUUCAAGGCUGCCGCUGGCUCAGUAGGCGCCUUCCUUUGCUGCCCCUUUUGUUCCUCCUUUCCCCAGUGUGUCAGCUUUUUAUUUAAAGGACUGGUAUUCCAACUUGGAGCCAUCCCCUGGGGUUGUGCCCUCUGCCUUCUCCAACAGGAAUUCCUAGGCAAGUAAACUUCCUUGAGUGUUGGGUGGGCUGAUUCCGAUUUCUCACCUAAAUAGCCUGAGCCAGCCCCAGGGUUCUGUGACUGUGGUACCUCUUUGACACAGAAUCCAGACACAAAGGAAUUAAUUAUCAGAGGAGUUGUGCAGUAUGUCUUGUAUGUCAGAAGCUUCUUGCAGCCUUGCCCAAAUGUUUCCCAUUUUGGAGCCAGAUUCUGUCUUCUUGGUUCUAUUUAUCAUCCUUCUAUUUAUCAAAGAAUUUAUCAUUCUUUGAAGUUCUCAUUCCACCCCUUUCUCUGCUAAAGAAGCAAACUGCUUUACUUGUUUUAAAAAUUAACGGAAAAACAAUUUGCCUCUUCAGCAUGUCAUGGAGGUGUCUAAGAAAAUACCAGCCUGUUAGACAUUUUCUGGUCUUAGAGAGCAUCUUGUGUUGACUAGAUUAUUGCAAAAGUUAUAUUCUAGGAUCAGGUAUGUUUCACUGCAAAAGCUUUCCUAUAUUCUGUGAUUUGCAUCUCUACUCUUGAAACCCAAUUCACAAAUUAUACUAUCUCUGAAAAAAAUGACAUUCAGUGAGUGCAACUUCUUUAUUGUUGAGUGGUAUGAUUUCAUUUCAGCUUCACUGGUGCAGAAUGCAAGCUAAGUUGCAGUGAUGAUGACAGGGAAGAUUUUGCAUUCAAAGACAUCAGGGACGGAUUCAGUUCUACCUUUGAAAAAAUUGUUGAAUCUGACCUCAUGAAGGGUACAUACUAUAGCAGUCUGGAUUCCUUGGAUGUGCUCUCACUGACAGAUGAGACAGACAGCUGUGUUAGCUUUGAAGCUCCACUCACACCUCUUAUUCAGCAAAGAACUAAGGAAAGCUCUGAACUUUUAGAACAGAAACUCCUUGCUCACGGGAAGGAAGUCCUGGAGCCCACAAGAACAGAUAAGCAGGAAGACGCAAUGGCCGGGGCGAUAGAUGGUGACUCUGGGAGCCCCCUGAAACAUUCCAUCACCAGCAGCCGGUCCGAAAAUGUGCUGAGCAGGGUAUCUCUGAAAAACAUCCCAAAUGGGUACCACAUGGAGAGACCAGAAGAAGAUGCCACAAGGCUUAUUAAUUCAAUCAGGUAAAAUGACCCUCUUAUACUAACAGCUGUCAAUAAGUUGGAUAUUUGCAGUUGAUUAACUAUGCUGUUUCAACCAAUUAUUCACUAAUGAAUCACUUGAAAACUCAGCUUUAUUUCAUAUUUUUGAUGUUGUUGUUGCAGUAUUUAUAGAGCUGCAGGCUUUAAUUAGUCCAGUUAGUAGAUCAGUCUAUGAAAGUGUAAGUUUAUUAAUUGUUGGAUGCUAAAUUCGAUUGAAGAGGGUGAUGCAUGGAUUUUGUUUAUUAAAUUGUUAUCACAUUUUCAUAAGUAUCUUCAGAAGGCACUUGUACUGAGAUUCUGAUGACAUGCAAAUAUAUUCCUAAUUAAUGUAAGCCUAGUUAAUGUAUUAAUUGGUUAAAGACAGAUUAUUAAUUGUAUUUUUAAUAAUUAAUUAAUUAAUUAAUUAAUUGCAUUAUUAAUAAACUGGUGGCAAUCCUAUACCCACAUACCUGGGAGCAAAGUCCAUUAAACUUAAUGGUACUUAUUUCUGAAUAUAGGUUUGCACUUUAAAUUGCAUUAAUUGGUCAACAACCCUAAUUAUUUAUAUAUUGCCUCAGUGCUUAAGAAAGCAGGGUCGGGAGGGAAAGGCAGCAUGCAACUAAAGGAGUUUACAGUCUUAGUUUUUACUAUAGGAGAGAGAAGGAGGGAAGAGAUAAAUGAUGGAAAUAUAUUAUCAGCGUUUCUUUCUAUAGACUCCACUUCUUGUUCAUUCACCUUUAGAAAAUGCUCUCUGCCUUCAGGAAUUCUGCUAGAUGUGAUAUCAAAUGUCUUAAUUUGCACCUGACGUGCAAGUUUUUAGGGAGUUAAUAAUUAUCUAGUUUACUGUGGGCACCGACAGUUGCCAAGAUCACUACAAGCAGGGAGGACAAUCGUCAUCAUUUUCUCCACUGCGAGAUGAGCGCCGCACCCCAUAAUCGCCUUUGACUGGACUUAACCGUCCAGGGGUCCUUUCCCUUUUCACCUUACAAUGCUUAGGAAAGCCCCUUUUCUGAAGCUGCUUGUUUGCAUUGGGAGGAAAUCCCUCAUCAGCCCCAGUCCACUUUGGUCAGGGGCUUCCUUUACACGCCACAGAGGGCCUGUCUUCUUUCUGCUGCCCAGAAGCAAGAAAGUCCCCAUGGCAGGGAAGUCACUGUUGCUUUCUCUCCUCAUCGCCAGCCAAUAUAGUCAGCCUCCCACCAACCAAUCCCCCCAUUAGCACAAUAUCAUUCCCUAGGUAAUGUCAGGCUUGCUUUUAUUAAGCCCUACUCCUUGAUGCACUAUGUACAAAAGAAUUUUUUUAAGAGGCUUUCUUCUUGGUGACAUAGGGACACCACUUCAGAAUCAGGGACUAUGCCAUGCUAUGGCAGAUAUAUGUUUGGUCACGUAGCUCCUUGGCCAGUUCUAUAUAGAGGUGAGAAAGCUUGAUGGGUGUGAAGUAUAUUGCAGAUCUGGUGGGGUGGGAAGAGCAGGUCAUGUCAUGUUCUGUACAAUUCAUAGUCUAAAGUUGAAGAAAUUACAACUGUAGCAGUGCUGAGAGGGCAGGUGGCUUGCAGUGGCAGAAAUCAGAUUUUUACACCCUGCGCUUCCAUGAUUUGAUAUUUGGGGUAUCUGUAGCAUUUGGGGGUCUUCGUAUGAUUCUGUUCAGGCACAUCAUUGGUUUUGAAGCCAGAGGAGUUGUAUAUUGUGUGGGGUUUGGGCUAAAGAGUGGGUGCCUAAAACCAACAGAUGAUGGCUAUGAUUCUAGUAUUAAAUGAUAGUAGCUAUUGAAUGGCAGCAAAAGUGGUAACUGCAAAACAUUUGUAACAACAGUUUGAUUCCACUGAAUAAAAUAAAAUAAUUAAAAUAUGGAAUAUAAAAUAAAUUAUAUAAAAUAGAUAAAAUAUGGAAUAUUACAGUUCUAUAUAAGCUUAUGAAUGUAAUCAAAAUUACACAAGGAAAGAGAAUUCUGGAUACAUCUUAAAAGGAAAGCUGUAGUUUUAUUGCUACUGCAAUGAGAGAUAUUUUUAAAAUGUAAGUUGUUAUGGGAUUUCAUGUUUUCAUGUUAACUGCAUUUUCUAUUUUAAAUGUUAAUUAAAAAUGUUAGUUUUCAGUAAACGACCAUAAAAAGGCUACAUCUUUAUCUUAUAGUAAAGUUAGAUUGAAGUUCUUUAGGAUAGGUACAUUUUUUUCUUUUUUCAUUUGCCAAACGCCAUAUAUUCUAAAGGUGCUACAAGGCCAGUGCACAGUCCCAAGGCAGAAACCAGGUUAAAUCCCAGAUGAAUGGAAUAAAUAAGAUGUACGGAAAGGAGGACAUAUCUAAAAAUGUGUCAAGAUCAGAGCACAGGUUUCUAAUCAUAACAGCCUAAAAGGGCCUUAAACAUUCGGCUCUAAAGGCUGCUUCUGAACAUUGUCACACUAGAAUCUGAGCUCAGGUAGACAAAUGCAACAUGUUUUGAGACGGUUGUGUUUCUGCUCUGCAUGGAAGCGACAGCUCAGCCCAUUGCUUCUCAUCUCUUUCCAUGUAUUUUAAGCGAUCGUUUAUAAAAAAUAUACUUGAGUGUUCCAUACUCAUAGUGCAUAUGUUUUGUACCUGAAGGCAACCGGUUAUGAGGCCAAAGCAGCAUGAAUCUUAACAUAUGUUAACAGCUGUCUUCAUAAUAAAACUAUCCUAUCAACUCAUUAAUCUGGAAGUCUUAAUUGAUGAUCUUUGGCUUCUUGAGAGACCACAGAAACAAUGGUUACAUAUCAUUUGAAUUGUUUUGUACAGACUGAAGCUGUGCUCCUGACUUACCCAAAAUCCUGGUAUAUUGUGAAGUGUGACCCCUGUAUUCCAAACAUCCUAUAUGUGGAAUGCUGAGGUCCUCGUCAGACAUUUUAAGACGGGAUAGGCAACCCGGGGGCUGGGUGCAGCCCAUUCGCCUUCUCAAUCCGGCCCGCGGACGGUCCAGGAAUCAGCGUGUUUUUACAUGAGUAGAAUGUGUCUUUUUAUUUAAAAUGCAUCUCUGAGUUAUUUGUGGGGCAUAGGAAUUCGUUCAUCUCCCCCUAUAAAAAAAUAUAGUCUGGCCCACCACAUGGUCUGAGGGACGGUGGACCGGCCCACGGCUGAAAAAGGUUGCUGACCCAUGUUUUAAGAUAAGGCAGAAAAAUCCUGUUUUGAUGAUCCGAACAUAUAACAUGUAAGAAAUGUAAGAAAAAAUACAUUUAAACCAGUGUCUGCCAAUGUGGCAUCCGCUUGUGGGAAUACUACUCUCAUAUCUAUUUGAGCAACUUUUCAAUGUAAAUUUGGGGCAAAAAUAUAGUACUUUGUAAAAACAACAUGGUUUAAUUGGUAGGGGUAUUGUUGUGCCUGAUAGCUUCACUACCCUGUUAAGCUUUUGCUUAUUUAGCUGUGUGUUGUUGUUGUUUUGUCCUUGCAGUGAUGCCAGCAUAAAAGAUGCCCUUUCUGACUCAGACUCUGAUAUGGGCAGCACAGAACAACUUGACCAGGGAAGCACAGACACCCUUGUCAAUGGCUGCAAGGCAGACAACGCGGCUGCCAAGAGACUAGCCAAACGCCUGUAUCACCUUGAAGGUUUCAAGCACUGUGACGUAGCCCGCCAGCUGGGAAAGAAGUAAGUGCCAUCAUCAAAGAACCAGGAUAAGUGCAGAGCCAAAGGGGGAGGGGUUUUUUUCCUUCAUGAAAGGGGUGCCCCCCCUUUAUUGUAAUUUGCCACAGAGUAUGAAAACGUUUGCAAAGGUCUGGAAGUGAGAAGGAAAAGAGAACAUGCCCCUGCUUUUGUAGCAAAUGGAGCAACUCAGUUCCCUUACCCUGAUCCAGUUGCACAUGAAAUGUGGAUGGAGAUGCUCAUUGAAGGAAAUGCAACAUGGGUGAAAAAGAUCCCCAUUUGAUUGAUCUGAAUGUUCAUCCUUACCCACUUUGUCCCAACUAGUCAUGCCUACUAAAUAGCCAAUGCAGUGUGACCAGAGUGGGAGAGAGACAGUAUACUCAGAGCAGACCCACUGAAAUUAAUGGGCUUAACCAAGUCAUGUUAAGAGAGCCAGUGUGGUGGGAUGGUUAGAGUAUUGGACGAGGAUCUUGAAGAGCAGGGUUUGAAUCUGCACUCAACCAUGAAGUGCAGUAGGUGAUCUUGGGCCAGUCACCACCUCCUAUCCUAACCUACCUCGCAGGGCUGUUGUGAGGAUGCAGUCUAAACCACCUUGAGAUCCUUGGAAGAUGAAGGUAGUAUAUACAUGCAAUAAAUUAACUAACUGAAUAAAUGUUCAUUAGUUUCAAUGGAUCUACUCUGUCGAAAAACAUAGCCACCUCUGGUUGCAAUGUAACAUUCCCAUGCUCUCUAUGUGGUUUCUGAGUGGCUUUAGAAAAACUUUUUUGAAAAAAUCACCCAAGCAGCAGCAGAUUGGAGAAACAGUGUUUGAAAAAAGUGUGGAGAAACUUUGUUGAAUUUAUAACAUAAAAGGUUUCCCGCUAACAUUUCUCCACCACCUUUAUUAUCUAGACAAUCUUCACAGUGGGAAAAAAAGUUCAAGUUUCCCCAAAUUCAGUUCCUUUGCAUAGGGUUUAAUUGUGUCAGGGCUUGUAACCUUAAAAUUCUCAAUAAAUAUCAUUAAAAAAAAUAAAAAUAAUUGUGUCAGGGCUCACUCAAGGCUUUAUCUUGGAAUCUUUUCCAUUUGAGGUCUUAGCCCGGGGACACAUGCAUAGGCACCUUUUCCCUGAGCACCUAUAGAGUCAACUUCCACCAACAGUAAACUGUGGUCAGAGAUUAGAGACAGAGUGUGUCUUUCAGGGCUUUGUGAGUGACUUCAAGGCUUGCUUCAAAUCAGCACCACUCCCUCCCUCUCUCCCUCCCUCUCUCUAAUAUUUUAUUAUGUGGGGAAACUGAGCCCAUGUUCCUUGUUGUACUUCUGCUCUUAAGGCUUACUGUAUGGCAAAUCUCAAAAGGGUCAAUAUUUCUUGUCCCCACCCCACAAUAUUAGCAUUCACAUUUAAAUAUAUUUUGCACUCAAAUCUAUGUCUUGAAACUAAAUGGGGCAGUUUCCCAUCAGAACACUUAUUUCUGAGAGAAUGGGCACCUACUAAUUUAAAGUCCCAAACAGCAUGAAAAUAGCUUUAUUACCAUGUCUCCCGAAGGGCACAUUGACCUCAUUUGCUGAAGAAAAAAAAGGAACCUGAUUUUCGAAGUGACAGCUUUUCCUGACAUUGUGUUCCUGCUUUCCAUUUUUGUUUCUAAUUUAAAGUUUAAAGAGAGAAAGGAGAGAAAUGAUGGGGAAGAGGGCUGGGGAAGCAUUCCCCAGAAACAAGCAAAGGUUUGAUGCUUAAAAAGGAAUAGGCAUAUGCUAGAGACUUCAAAUCUAUUGGGUCAAGUCUUCAAAUAUAAACUCCACCUUUCUAUACAGCCCUUCAUCUGAGGAUCACAGGGUGGUUUACCAUAUAAAAAUGCAAAAACACACAACAGAGCAACAGGCAAACCCAAUAACCCCGACAGUUUAAUAGAUUGGUUAAAACCAGCAGUGUGUCUUGGGCCCAGAGUUGGCUGCCCAUACAGUUGGAGCAGAAGCAGUCUUCCCCGAUGAGCAACCUGGCUGCUGAUUCCUACACCCACUGAAGUUUCUGAACCAGCUUCAGAGGCAGUCCCACAUAUAACGUGUUGCAGUAAUUUAAUCUAGAGAGGCUACCGGAGCAUAGACAACAGAAGUUAGGCUGUCCCUGUCCAGAUAGGGGUGCAGCAAGGCCACCAGCUGAGGCUGAUGGAAGGCAAUCAGUGCCACAGAGACCACCUCAAGCAACAGCAAAGGAUCCUGAAGGACCCCCAAGCUGCAUUCCCACUCCUUCAGGUCUAGGCAACUGCCCACUGAUAGUGCCAUAGUUUUAUUUGGAUUCAGCUUCAGUUUGUUGGCUCUCUUCCAGUCCAUUACCAAAGCAAGGCAACAGUCUAGCUCAUCCACCGCCUCACCUGCAGAUUUUACCUGCAGUAUUAUCACCAAGCCCAAUACCCUGCAAUGCAGGAAUCUCAUCUAAAGCAUCCAUGAUAGAUGGCCAUCCAACCACUGCUUAAAAAACUCCCAGGAAGGAGAGCCCACAACCUCCCAAGGGAGACUAUUCCACUGUCAAACAGCUCUUGCUGUCAGAAAGCUCUUCCUGAUGUUUCGACAGAAUCUCCUUUCUUGUAACUUGGAGCUGUUAGUUCGGCUUGCUCCUUUUUGAUGUGACAGCCCUUGAUAUAUUAGAAGAUGGCUAUCUUAUAUCCUCUUGGUCUCCACUUCUCCAGGCUAAACAUACCCAAUUCCCUCAACCGUUCCGCAGAAGGCUUAGUUUCCAGACCCUUUAUUAUCUUCGUCACCCUCCUCUACACACGUUCCCAUCAUGACUUUCUCUGCUUUUCAUAGUUGCUCUCUGGAAAGGGAAAUAUAGCAACUGAGCUAAGAAAUUGCUCAUGAGAUGACCAAAAGAUGCCAAAUGACUAGAUCAAGGAGAAAAGGAUAUCACUUUGCUCUGCAGCGGAGACAUCUCUGCUGUGCUUGUGCUUUCUAAGCCUAAUUUCUUUCUGCUUUUACUGCUUGUCUUUAAACACUGCACAAUAUGACUGGUAAAUAAGAUGGCUUGAUCCAGGGUUGGCUAAUUCUGGCCCAAGAGCCUUCAUCUGAGGGUCACAGAAGAGCUGUGUGUCAUCAGAAUAUUGCUGACGAUAUACUCCAAAACUCUGGCUGACCCCACUCAGCAGUUUGAUGUAGAGAGAGAACCAGUGGGGUGCUUAUGUCUGGAAACAAACUCUUUAGGAAGGACAGGCAAGGGUGUCACUCCGAACAUCUAGGAGGUUGAGAAUCCCAAAAAGGGCAGACUGUUCCACAGGAAAAAGUACUGUGGCUGGAGAUACCAGCCCCACCCUGCCUAGGAAUGUACUGUGGUCCUCCUGACCAUAAUCCCCAUGGUGGUCUUGAGAGAGUUGGUCUGGUGCUACAUGAAUAAAUAUCCUAGGAGAACUAUUGUUCCAGCAUUUAUGCUGUUUCAGAAAGGCAAUAUGAAAAUUUAAUAACUCAAAGGAAUGGAAAUGUUUUUUCUUUGAGACAGUAUGUUUUUUAAAAGACUUUUAGUUACUUUUAUUCUUACUCCUUCUGAAAUACUAGAGCUGCGGCAGGAGUUAACAAAUGUGAUUUCAAGUACACAUAACAUGUGAAUUGGAGUUUCAUGUAAAAACACACUCCUAUCAAUCCCAAGCAAUAGAAUAUUAGAAAUCAUUGUGAUUGCUAUGCUGUGUUUUGCUUGAGCUAUCAGUUCCUGGGGAACAGUGGUCAAGAUGCUUUGAUUAUUCACAGGCAUUUAGCAUGGCAACAAAUGACUCACUUUUACUCUCAUCUCUAUCACUUACUGGUAAAUCCCACAUUCACCAGCAAUGCUGGGAAGUUGUGGAAAUUAAUGCGCUUUUGUUACAUAUAUUGCUUCUCCAUAUGAAUUGUAUAUAUACUAAUAAAUGCAUUUGUUAAAAGCAACAGUGAUGGGACACCUUAAAAACUAAAAUGUAAGCUUUCAUAAGCUGUCAUAGACAACAGUCUACCAGGUAGACAAAUAGACAACAGACUAUCAGGUGCCAUAAGACUCUGUUCUUUUUGCUGCAAGAACUACCCAUAUGAAAAUUCAUUUAUUGCAACAAAUCAGUGCCGGUAGAUAUGUGCAAAGAGCAAUCUGGAUGUGGCGAAUUUCAACCUGUGCCAGUGAGUGGCACCCAUAAUGAGAACAAAAUCUGGUAAUUUACCCAGGCAAGCUUGUUGUGAGAGUUACCAUAAUAUGACUGAAUUUUCUGAAAUUUCCCACUGCAUUCCUGAAAAUGCUAAAAAUGAUUGGUAAAUGCCAACAUUUAUCAAAUAUCCAACAUACGUACCUGUUAAGAGCCCACCUCUUCUCUCUUUUAGUGAAACAUUCCAAAAAUAAAUGCAAAAAAUGUAAGCUGAACGAGGAAGCCUUCAAAGGCUAACAACACAAAUCUUGGAGUGCAGCCUGUCAUUGCAACAAAAUAUUCCAUAUCCUUGCUUACCACAUCAGCUCCAGUUCUUUGGUCUGUAUAAAGCCUUCAUUGCUAGCAGUUCUCCUGGCUAGCUCCCAAGUCCUGACAGUUCGUUUAAUAACUGCUAUUCACCGGUCACUGAGAAUUCUAGUGUCUGCUUCAUUAAUACAAUAAUGAAGCUAACAUUAAAAGGGGGAAGGACGUCCAAGUCACACAAUGAGUCAAAAAUACAUACAUUUACAUAGUGAACUUGGAGCAUGGGUAUUUUUCAGUCCAGUGGGAUGGCUUGGCUCUGCACUUGAAAACCAAUGGGACUGGAAAGAGCUCAUAUUUGGCUGGAUCAAUUUCACUAUGGAUUGAAGAUGUGCUGGACGAGUAUCUAAUGUAGGAACACAAACCCAUGUUCAGUGGGUUUAGAAUCUAAUUAGAAUCUAAUUGUGGAAUUCGAUUCUCUGGUGAAGAGUAUGCAGACGUACACUGACUGUGGCCUCUUUAAUUACAGUAAUGAAUUUAGCAAACUGGUAGCAGAAGAAUAUCUCCGUUUCUUUGACUUCACUGGACUGACCUUGGAUAAAGCACUCAGGUGAGCUGCAAGGGCAGGGAUCUCAAAUGCGUGAGUUAGAGGUAAGGCCCCACACUAUCCGUUUCUGUUACCAUCAUUUAAUUUCAAACAUCUCAGGAGUCUAACAAAAAUCAAGCACUUUCAACUUGAUUGCAUGUCUCUUAUGUCUGGAUUCCUCUUUAUUUGCAAAUACUGCCUUUAAAUAGGUUAGUUUUAUCAGCCGCAUUUUGGGUCAUCAGAUAAAGGGCAGGUGACUGGGUGGCGGGUCGAGUGUAGCAAUAACACAGCUUCAUAUUGUGAUGCUUUUCACUUAUAUCUACAGGCAGGGUGCUUUGAGUUUUGUAUGUAGGCUGGGAAGUGGGAAAGGGCUGUUGGAUCAACAGAAGUCCCAGCGCUGGCUCAUAUGUUGCCCCACUGAAAUAACAAUCAAAGCUGAAGAUUAGCAUUGCCUUUUUUGUUCCCUUUCUGUUCCCUUUGAAGAUCCUUAGGGCUUUAUGAAACAUUAUGAGCAAAUAUGUGUGAUGAUAGCCUGAUAGCUCCUUCAAAUAGAAAAGUCACUUAAGAGUGAUUUCUCACAGAGGUUUCAAAUGUGUGUUUGCCAGUAGAGUGUAGUUCCAGCAGGAGAGGAGGGGUAGGAAUACCUUUCUCCACUGGAAAAAGCCCUUCACGAAGCAGCCCCCCCCCCGUAAAAAGACAUCUGGUUUCAGUAUACAUGAUUCUCCACAACAUUUAGUCAGAUUCCGUUUCAGACUUCGAGUCCUUUCAUUUAGGACACCCAGCCUGUUUAGCCAGAGUACAUUUCUUCUCAGUCUCUAUUCCCAUCUGUUUCUCUCUGCUGUGCAUUGCAUUUCUUCCUCCUGCUAGGUGCUGGGCUUGGUCCAAAUGGUUACUUUCUGUAUAUUUGGAUGUCAUCUAAUACAAGCAUACAUUUCCCCACUGAAAUAGCAGGUCAGACUGUUUCUAUAUCUGGGAGAGCAUUUCCCUGCUUAGCUUCUAAAUAUUUUCAAAAUUGCUGUGUUGAACAGACAAAUGAGACUGCCUGGAAGCUUCAGCUACACUCAGUACAACCCCACACCAUCUGAUGAAUGAAAGCUACUGGGAGCACAUCACGCCUGUACUAUGAUGUCUGCAUUGGCUCCUUGUUCUCUUCCAGAUACAAUUCCAGAAGGUGGCUUUAAACUACAUGGCUCUGAAGAGCUUAGCUCCAAUGUACUUUGGAGACAUCUCCACUCGCAGAUCCCUUUGCAACAUCUGAGAUUAGGAGCUUGUUUUUACAGUUUGUGCAACAGAUGAAGACAGCAAGAACAUGAAGAGAGACUUUCUCUCACUAGAGAGUCACACCCAAGUAUAAACCCAAGUAUCUUCCAGAUGUGUUGUAAGACUUUUUGGGUCAUAGGAACAUACGAAGCUGCCUUUUACCAGGUUGUUUGCCCAUUUAGACAGUUCUCGUCCUGAGACCUGUGGGUAUAGGGUGCUGUACAAAUUUAAUAAAUAAUAAUAAAAAUAGUAAAAUUCUGAUUGCUUGUCCAUACUUCUGCUUGUUCAGCACCUCCCCCCAUCCCCACCCAGAGAAAGCCACACUUUCCAGCUGAAUUGAGGCAAAUGUCAAUCAAGUUUUCCACAGAUGGACAUUUGUUACAAUUCAGCGGUAAAAGAGGGUUUUCCUGGGGAAAGCAGUGGGGCAAACAGAAGACCGCUUGGACAGAAAGCACAGGACAAGUGGAAAACCUCUUGGACCCGUGCUUUCUAGGCAUGGGAUAAGCAAGGUGUGGGCGAGCACUGACUGGCAGCCUUUGUUCUCCAAAUCCUCAGCCUGUGGUCUUUCCCAUUAUGCGCAAUCAGAUCCUUUAAACUGUAGGUGCAGAUUGAACUGGGCCUUCAGCACACAAAGCAUGUGCUAUGGCCCCUCCCUGGGUCUCAGGCUGGCAAACAGAAGGGAUUUUAAUUAUAUUUUUAUAACAUAGAAACAUUUUUUCCCUAUUUUGCUGGAAACUUCGUGCCUUUGGUGUCCACCUCAACUCCUCAGGGUUGCACAGGCUAUAAAACUAAUUAUUUAAGGUUACGAAGGCACACAAAAUGGGAAGCAGUGAGAAGAGUUGUGCUAGUUGUUAUAAGUGGCAUUCCAGGUUUAAUCCAUGGCACUCACAUAACCAGAGCCCACAGUCCUUCUGGAUUGCAAUAGAAAUGUUCAGGCAGAGGCAGAGAUGGACAGAUGGGUCUGGGUCUGGUUCUUCUCAAUUUCACAUUUGCUCAUUCAUAAAUUUAUUCUAUUUCUGGAUUAAUCUGCAUUUUAAAAAUAAAAUCCGCAUAACAUUUUGUACUUAAAUAAUAUUUUAUUUAUCAACGUACACAUUUCUAAAUGUAUUUUAUCUGAAUAUAUGCAUUUGUAAUGCAUUCUGUAAUGCAUUCUUUAAAGCAAUGAACUGUAUCAAAAUAUGAAGUUUUCCCCCUUUCACAUGUUAGUCCAGGAGUUGUGAAUCAAGUCAGAUUCAUUCAUUCAUUCAUUCACCUAACAAGAUUUAUAUACUGUUUGAUUGUAAUAAAACCACCAGGUAGUUAACAAAAAGAAUAAAACUUUUAAGGCAUCAAUAAAGGACCACUAAAAACAUUCAAAAGAUAAUUCAAAUCACUGGAAAGCUAAAACAAGAUCAACACAUGUGAACUUUCUCUACAUCUGGGUAGUCAGAUGCAGUCCCUAGGUGGGGGCAGACCCACUGUAGCCCUGUGCCCCAAAUCCCCCUUGUGCAGAGCUGCUCCCAGAGAUCACUAUGGUCAAUGACGCUGAAAGCCUCAGUCCUGUGCCUUUUUUCAUCCCAAACCAGGUAUGGUGUUGGCAUGCUCAGCUACGUGGAGAUUUAACAGUUAUAAUGAAUAGUAUAAUAAUAAAUACAAUGGUACCUCGGGUUAAGUAUUUAAUUUGUUCUGGAGGUCUGUUCUUAACCUGAAACUAUUCUUAACCUGAAGCACCACUUUAGCUAAUGGGGCCUCCUGCUGCCGCCGCGCCGCCAGAGCACAAUUUCUGUUCUCAUCCUGAAACAAAGUUCUUAACUCGAGGUACUAUUUCUGGGUUAGCAGAGUCUGUAACCUGAAGCGUCUGUAACCCGAGGCACCACUGAAGUAAACUGUGACUUUAGAAGUCCCAGAGCCACAUCCAUUUUAGGUAUCUCACGGCCUGUGAUCAGCAACUUUUGGUCUCCUUUCGAUUUAUUUGCUAACUUUCUUACCUUCCCAUGUCUAGAACAUUCCUAAAAGCCUUCCCCUUGAUGGGAGAGACACAGGAACGGGAACGUGUCCUCAUCCAUUUCUCACACCGAUAUUGCCAAUGCAAUCCAGAAGAGAGCACAUCAGAAGGUAACACCACCUUAUGGUUCAGAACUGGGCCUUUUUGCCCCACAUAGCACCUUGCCAUAACAUAGCUUUUUGAGAGGCUUGCCAGUGAAAUCUCCCUUAAAAGUUAACAGAAAACAUGCAGAGUUUGGCAGAAUGAGUAGAAGGGCUCCCAAAAACAGAAUAACUGGCUUCCCGCAUUUUGAAAUAACUCAGUGCAUUUGUUAGAUAGCACGAAAUAACUCAGAUUUGUUAGAUAGCAUGUUACUAUCUAAAGAGGAGUCGCCCCUCCAUCAAUAAGACCCUAAAAUUAUCUAACUGCACCACAGGAGAAUAUUAAUACUGGACUGGCCUAUUUAGGAUCUUUGUACAUAUUCCUGAGAGCAGCACUUUGAAUCCUUGAAAUGAGCUUUAUAAUGGUAAAUUUUGCUUUUUAAGCAAACUGAAAGGAAAGACUAGACGGUUUCCUGGAAUAAUGCCACCUGCUUAAUAACUGCAUUUAGUUCAAAUAGCUAAAUAGUUAUUAGGAUGAAAAGUAAGUGGGAGUGAGGCUGUUGCGGAAGUAGAACAAUAUCUUAAUUUGGAUCCAAAUGAAACUGACCUCCUCAAAUUUUGUUCUUGGCUUUUUGAAUGUUCCCCUGCCUUGUGAGGGCAAGGAACACAAUAUGCUGAAUAUAUCUAGUUGUUAGUGCAAUUUAGAGAGAGGCUAAAUUACCGUACUUGCAUAUUCCAGAUGGAAUCCACACACUCACUUGUGCCCUGAUGCUGCUCAACACAGAUCUGCACGGCCAUGUAAGUAUUUUCAGAAGAAGACAUAUGCUGUGCUCUUGCUCUCCAGGUAGAUUUGUUGCUAUCUGGAAAAUGCCUUUGAAAACUGAUGUCAUGGCAGUAGUAGACAAUGGCAGGGAAGGGCAUUCAAUUCCGUGCUCUAUAUGCAGCAAAAAUGCUGCCUACAGCAACAUACCCCUCAACUGUCCCACAUCCCAGAAUUACAGAAGCCAUCCCUGCUUCUGACUGGAUCCUGGGAUGUCCCAUUUUGGCUCCCACAAGAACGCGGACUCAAAAGACAAUCAUCCCGAUUUUCCUCUGCGAUAUGUUGGAGAGUAUGUAGCAAUGGAAGCCUCUUCCUUCAAGUCUCAUCCAUCUGGGAUUGUGUAGGACAAACUAAGAUAAGCGUGUAUAAGAGUUUAUUUUCAGAAGAAGUAUUUAUGUUUGUGAUUUGCGUAAUUAGAUAAAUGUGCACCCCGCUGCUUUGUUCUGAUUGCUGCAUUGCUGAUUGCUUAGAAAAUAACACUGCAACUUACAUUGAUUCGGACAGUAGCACUCAUUCUUUUAGGCUGAAGUGCUGUAGCUCCAUGGCAGACCACAAGCUUUGUUUGUCCAAGAUACAAUCCCUAACAACUACUGAGAAAGACACUUGUCUGCAGCUGUGGAAAGGAGCUGCCAGUCAGCAUAGUGAGUUAGGUACGCCAGUUAAGCAUGUUUAAAGUUAUAAAGGUAAAGGUAAAGGACCCCUGACAGUUAAGUCCAGUCGCAGACGACUCUGGGGUUGCUGUGCUCAUCUCGCUUUACAGGCCGUGGGAGCCGGCGUUUGUCCACAGACAGUUUUUCUGGGUCAUGUGCCCAACACUUCUGGUGCAAUGGAAACCCGAAACCAGAGCAGCGCACGGAAACGCCAUUUACCUUCCUGCCGGAGCGGUACCUAUUUAUCUACUUGCAGUUUGACAUGCUUUCGAACUGCUAGGUUGGCAGGAGCUGGGACCAAGCAACGGGUGCUCACCCUGUUACAGGGAUUCGAACCACCAACCUUCUGAUCGGCAAGCUCAAGAGGCUCAGUGGUUUAGACCUCAGUGCCACCCACGUCCCCUUAUUUAAAGUUAAGCACAUUUAAAGGGUACAUUUACACUGUUGUUUGACAAGACGCACAGGCUCCGGUUAACCCAAACCCAGUUGCAUGCUUGUCUCUGUUUUCUGUCUCUAAGGCCCACUUUUUACAAGCAGCAGAGGCCUUUUGACACAUCUUUCCAUGAAUACACUAACUGCAUGGAGGAGAGUGAGGGGGGAUUGUACCAAAGGAAUGUAUGAAAAGGACCUGGAUGGCAUGGGGAACUGAAUUCUCCACUGUUCCACUUCAGAAGUGAGCAAGGGGCUCAAGUAACAACACGCUUCCCCACGCAACAAUUUACCUGCAAAUAGAAAUGUCAUGGGGAGCUGCUUCUUGGAGCUUUCUUCUCCCUGACAUGCCUGUUUCCUGUGUGCAGAUUUUAUUUUCUGUCUGUGGAGUCAUGUAAAUCUGCAACUCCAGUCAGAACUAAAAUUGUUUUGUAGCCAAAGAGGUUUACCUGCUGCUUGUGAGAACCAGGCCUAAGUUACCACUGAGAAAGGAGGAGGAGAAUUGGGCAGGAAAUUAAAUUUCAAAGUCCCAAAUUCUUCUGUAGGUGAAGUGGUGUGGUAAAUACAGCAAGUUCAGUGAGGAUAAGUAUUUGGAAGGCAUCUCAGAGCUGUAAACCCUCAAUGGCUGUGGUGACAUUAAUCUCUUCUUUCCUCUCUCCUCCUUUCUCUUUCUCUUCUGCUCCGGGAUCCUCUUAUUAUUGCUCUUUAACCCUUUCUCAGGUGGUAAGUGCAGUCGUUACAAUUUGCACUACAUUUCUGUACAUUUUGGGCACUUGGAAUUGUAAAAUAUAUGUGUUAAUAAUGAAAGCAACACCUACCAAAGUGGUGCACUUUAAAAAAAGAAAAUGUGUGUAACGUGCAUGUCUUCCUAACUUUGUUAAGAAAUAAAUUGACUUCCUCUCAUGAUUGUUUGGAGAAACAAUCCACAAGCGCUAGUUUGCACAUAAACCUAAGUCAGUCUUCCCUUUUCCCCCUUCCAGCUUGGAAAGGGAGGAGCCGGGUGGGCGCAAUGGGAGCAGCAUGCACCAGCACGCCCUCUCUUUCACAGCGGACCAUAGUUUGGCUUACUGUGAUGGGCUCCCAUGCCACUCUCAGCAACAUCCACUUCUUUGAAUCCAUUGAUUAGGAAGUAUUGCACUUUAAUAAGCUAAUUUUUCAUAAUGAUGCCCCCUGCCCUAGCAAGAGGUGCGAUAUUAGUAUUGUAGAUAAAUUGCACAACCUUGCUCAACCAAAAAGCUAUGGGACCAGGGACAGUGCAGGAGCAGCCAUUGUGUCAGAUGGGGCAAGGAGAGGAGAAUCUGGCUUUGACAAUCAUUCCGCUCUGAGCAGCAUAAUUCAGAACUGACAGGUUGAACCUGCGCAAGGCGCCCUUUGACUCAGUAUUUAUUUAUUUAUUUAUUUAUUUAUUUAUUUAUUUAUUUAUUUUAUUCUGUUUUCCUUAUCAGGUGCCCCACAAUGCAACUCCAGUGUCACACAUUAACACACACAUUUCAAACAGGUUUCCUGGAAAGAAAAAGCCAGUGAGAUGACAAUGGGGAAACAAUUCCCAAGUUUCUCCCCCCCACCCUGCAAAAAAAACCCCAAAAAGCCCUGCAGCAAGACUGGAGACCAUAGCCCAGCCUGGGUGCCCACAACAGAGUGCCUUAUUCAUUUCAUUUCACAUUCAUAGGCAAACACGGAUAACCUGGUUCAGUCAAAGCCUGGCAGUUUAUGCAAGGAAAACAUUCCAUUUUCUUUCUUUGGCACUGCUCUACUUUGGGCUACAAAGAAAGAGUACAUUUGACAUAUGUUUACUUCAUUUAUCUCCAUAUGUAUAUAUAUAUAUAUAUUGCCUGUAGCAUUAAAAACUUAUGGGGGAAAUAAAGUAUCUGUUCUUCUGCAUUGCAGAAUAUUGGGAAAAAGAUGUCCUGCCAACAGUUUACAGCAAAUCUGGACAGGCUGAAUGAUGGGAAGGAUUUUGCAAAGGAUCUGUUGAAGGUAAUCCUAUAUCUAGUAAAGGAAAGUGGGGGAGAAAUGGGGUGCAGUGUUAUUGCAGGAAAUUCCAAGUGUCUGUGGCUGAAGUUCCAUUAUGCUAAGAUGCUGAACAUGCUUGCAAUAAGAAUGAAUUGGGGGGGGGGGACAGGGACCCCAGCCUCUGCUCCACUAUCUAUGCUGUGAUUAUUUUCACUUUCAUUCUUAGAGAUGCUCUUCUAUAUGUCAUGAUCAGAAAAUAAAUACAUGUGGUUCCACCUCCUUGAGGCUGCCCCACUUCAGAUUGCAGCUGUGGGAUGGCACAAUUGAAUGCCAAAACUCUCUGCCUUUGGAAAGCUAACAUGAAAGGGGGAAAGAUUAAAGCCCAGGCUUCUGCGUCUGAUGCACUAAUCGUCUUCAAAGAUGAAGUGUUGCUUAUAUGAGAGAAUUUGAACAGGCAGUUCCCUGGCCUUUCCAGAUAUUGCUGCACUCCAAAUCCCAUCAUCCCUGACCACUAGCCACGUGGCUGAGGCAGACAGGGCGGAAGGUAGCCCCAAAGCAGAUGUAGCCCCAGGGCUAUGAAAGGUUCCCUAGUUCUGUGAUGGGUCCUGUUUGCAGGAGUCUGGCUGGCCAGUGCGGGAAGAGGACUCUGGACUAGCUGGGCCUUUGGUCUAAUCCAGCAACACUCUCCUUAUGCUAUUACUUACAAGUUUUGCAAAUGCCUACAGGUGUGACCAAGCCAAGAAGAAACAACAACUAUUCCUUUAUUGUUCAAAUAAUUUGAUUAAAAAUGAAGAUGGACAAGCUCAUUUCCUAUGAUCAGUCAGGAAUACAAUAUAGCUAUGACGACAUUUCACCAUUAUAGGCAGAUUUAAUAAUGGUUGAUAUGGGCACCGUCCACAGAUGGGAAUCAUUUUAUGAGAACCAACUAAGAGUUGACUUUGUGUUCUUGUUUCAGGCACUGUAUAACUCAAUAAAAAAUGAAAAGCUAGAAUGGGCUAUGUAAGUAUGUUUUAAAGUGUUUUAUAAUAUGCCUUUGUAAAAAGGAUUAAUGUAUCUUAGAAUUUGUUCAAGACAGAAAACAGUUUCAGUAAUCGACAUCUUGAAUGGUAUCAGGUAGACAGUAGAAGAGGUUGUCAGAGGCACUGCCACCUACAGGGAAUGUAUACUAGAGCAAAGAGCUCAUCUUUGGAGCAGCUUCCUUUGCUCUCUGCUGAAUGGGAAGGACAGGGGGGGUUCAAAGAAGCAGGCAACUUUGGCAGGGGAGCUGAAUCAGUGGGCUGAAUCCAGUUUGCCUACAGCAGGACACCCUUGACUAAGGUUACCAGAUUUUUUCAAAGGGACACUUUCUUUUUAAAGAGAAAAAAAAGUUACAGUCAUACCUCAGGUUAAAGGCACUUCAGGUUGAGCAUUUCCAGGUUGCGUUCCGCGGCGACCCAGAAGUAACGGAACAGGUUACUUCCGGGUUUUGCCGCUUGCGCAUGCGCAGAUGCUCAAAAUAACGUCACGCGUAUGCGCAGAAGCGGCGAAUUGCGACCCGCAGGCAUGGGUUGCCUUCUGCUCAGGAUGCUAACGGGGCUCCGGAACGGAUCCCGUUCGCAUCCAGAGGUAUCACUGUAUUUUUUAAAAAGUUAUUUUUAAAAAACAUUAAGAAGUAAUAUCUUCUCUUCUGUGGUCUCCUCUGUCGCACGGCCUUAAUCUGGGCCCCAGCCUGCUCUCUUGGAGCGCUAGCUGCUGUGGAGUAGGCUUGGAUUGGACCUGGGCUCAGCCAUGUGUCCUUGCCCUCCCGGUGCUCUCCUACCUCUCCUCUUCAGUGGUGGUGGCAGCGGCGCAGCAAGGUCGGGGCUCCCCUCUUUUUUCUCCUUCCUCCUUCUCUCUCUUCCUUCUCUUCUCCUCAUUCUCCCUGCAUCAGCUCCGGGGUUUUCCUGGCCCCGGAGCACCGCCUGGCAAUUGACAGGGUGGCCAGGUGCUCUUGUGCCUGGCUUAAUUUGGGUCGUGUGGGGGCGAGUCAGCGGUUCCCCCAGUUGGUGCACUGGGUGUCCCCGGUUCCCUCUCGGCAGUGGUGGCGGCAGCGGCAGUCUCAGCAGCUCGCAAGCAGCCUGGUAGUGCAGUUGGCUCCAGCUGGCUUCAGGAGCUGCUUGCUGCCGUGGCGCCCGCCAUUUUGUCUCGCUGGAAGUCCCCAUAUGAUGUGUCUUGUGCCAUUGAACCAAUCACGCAACAUUCAUUCCCUACUAAUAAAUCUACAAUACUUAAAAUAUAAAUCCGGGGACAUUAAAUGAAAUCCAGGGACAGAUUUUGUCCGGGGUCAGAUUUGUUAAUCUGGGGACUGUCCCCGGGAAAUGGGGACGUCUGGUAACCAUACCCUUGACCAUUUGUGACACGAGAAGCUUCAGGGCAAAGAGGAGGUUGGCUAAAUUGGAGUCCCUUCUGUGAGUGGAAGGAGCCUUUCCAUUUGCAGAACUGACACCCUGGAUCCAGCCCCUUGUAUUUUGGGCCACAGAAAUCCACCUGUAAUGGGUUUAGGGGUUGCUCGUGCGUAAGUUGCCGCCACUCCUGGCUAGGUUACCUGGUUAAACCCUUUCUGACUGAACAGCCUCCAGCAUCGUGACUGUCUCAGUCGCUGGCAGAAUCUGUCAGUGGGCGUUUCUUAAACUUCUUCCAGCACAAAAGUUCCUUGACGCCAAGUCUCCUCCUACUCUCCCUGCGCGGAAGUCUUCUGCGCAGGGAGGGUGUGGGCAGCGGAGUACCUGUACUCUCUCUGCUGGUCUCCGGUGAGGAGUCUUGGAGCCUCCUCUCUGAUUCCCCCAUCUGCCCCCCUUCUCUACUGGUGUUACGCUGAUUUCCUUCCCCAGCGGACGGGCUGCCUCUCUCCCUACUGGGACCCUCUCCGCCAUCCCUCUGGAGCCUUCCCUCCGCCUCUAGCUCCAAUGGCAGUUCCCUGACACCACCCCACAUGUCGGCUGUUAGCACAAUGCCGAUACAAGGAGCUGUGCUUUUUUAAAACUCACUCACAUACAGUAUCAUUUUAACCUGCUCUGAUCUGCUAUUAUAUUUAGUUGCUUAUUGCUCCAUUUUUUGACAUUUUUAAUGAUUUAGUGUCCCAUUGGUCUUUCUGCAAUGGGUUGCUGCUUGUUCUACACCAGCUGUUUUGGGUUCUGCAUCCUCUUUACAUCUCCCCACUAAAAUCAGUUCACACUGUAUUAUGCAGAAAUUAAAGGGAGCAUCUGAAGAAGCAGCUCAUCUUAUUUCUGAAACAUUGCAGUGGAAGCCUGCCUAUCACUUGCACAAGGGUAGCCAAUGUGACGCCCUUCAGAGGUUGUGUACUACAACUCCCAUGAUCUCUGACCAUUGACCAUGCUGACUGGGGCUGAUGGAGAUUAGAGUCCAAAAUAUUUGAAGGGCACCAUCUUAGCACCCCUGCACUAGCAGAACUGAGUUGUUGUUUUUCAGGGGGGUGGGGGUUGCUAGCAAUUUUCUCCCUGCACUCCUAUUGACCUUUUCAGCUAUGUUUUAAAUGACAUUAGCUCCAAGGACCAUCCAAAGUGUCCUGCAGAGAGUCUACACUAUGGGUACCACCAUCUUCGAUCACAUGUAACUCUGUACUGAAUGAAGAGUCACAGGCCCACAAGCACUUAAGAUGGUGGCUUCCAUCGUGUGAGCAUUCUAGGGAACAACGUGAAUCUCCCUCCGGUUGUCCUUCUGCUAAGGCAGCUGCUCUUGAUGCAGUGCUGCAAAGGCAAGCAGUGUUUUUUUCCUGUAUGCAAACUGCUGAUCCCUCCAGGACAGCAUCCUUUAUAAGCACUCUUCUGGAGGUCAUUGUUGAGGACAAAAGUCAAAUGGAGUAUUUGGGAAACAUUUGCUCAAAACUAAUAGAAAAACUUGUUUUGAGUGAUCUGAGUACAAUUUACUUAAUCAUUCUCCCUCAACCAAAAUGAGUAUUUCAAAACAAAAAUAAAAUUCCUGACUAUUCAGUUCACAUUCUCUGUUUGAUUAGAUUUAAAUGCAAGGGUGAAUUAAUAGCGUCAGGCAUGUAGAAUGUAUUUUUAAAACCUUAAAAGCCCAUUUAAGAGCUGGAUUUCCCCCUCCUGUCCAGCAAUGCAGUACAUGGGAUUGCACCUUCCCUGCCUCAGAAUCAUUUCUAUGCUGUGAGAUGAUUUGCUUCACAGGCUGGCUAUAGCUGCCCCCCCCCCCACAUGGCACUAUCACCACUUGAACCCCAUUCUGUAGAUGUACUGCAAAAAUCAGGCAAAUGUUGGGGAGAGAAGUCUUGCUGCAGGAAUUUCAGCUUUGCAUGCUGGGAACAAAAAACAGGAGAUGGGGGUUAUUGUUUAUGUUUGAGAUGGGGUGGGGGCAGAGAAAGGGGAGCAAAUAAUGAACAACAUGUUGAAGAAAUGCAGGUUGUUGGAACAAUCUUGCUUGGUCACUAUCCCACCCCCCACCCCCACUCCCGCCACCUCAUUUUAAAGGACUGCUUGAGUACAGUUGUGGAGAAGAAUACUGUAAAGUGUUUUUUAUUUCCUUCUGAAAGUGCCAAAUAUCGUGAAGAUAUGGCACUCACAUUGUUUUGGAGGGGGAAGCACUGCAUAUCAUAUUUACUGUAGUUAGAUGACAGUCAGUAUCUAAUCGGCUGGUUGUAACAGCCACUCAAACGGCAGCAGGGACAUUUGCCAUAGGAAGAAAAUGGGUCAAUCAGCAAUCUGACUAGAAAAAAAGUCAUCUAUAUAUAGCCUUAGUAUUACAUCACAGGGAUUUGUGUGCGGCUUUUACAUAAUGAUCUUUUAAGGCAAAAUCAAGUUUUAGUCGUUUUAAUAGCAUCGAAAGCAGGCCUGCACAAUUUAGGACGAGGGUUGCCAACGCUUAAAAUGAAACUAUUCUGACAGGUUUGUGGGGCCAGCAGGUGAGGGAAUUUAGCACAACAACCUGAAUUCACGAUCUGUAAAAAAAGAAACAGCAGCUGGCAGGGUGCAUGGCUUUGCACCUUGGUUUUAAUGAGGCUGUCCCAAAUUUCCGAACAAACUGGGCCACACCCCAACCCAAUGGCCAGCAUCCUUAUUUCUGACCCAUCAAACGAACAGCCAUCCACCAGCCAGGUAUGGCAGCCCACCAGGAGUUUAAUAAACACAUUAUUGCCUGCGACUGUAAAAUGGGGUAUAUGAUCAUUCUCCUUGCCAGCCUAAUAGAUGGCUCGGUAGGUCACAACAAUUUGUACAGGUUGCGUCUAAAAAAAGCUUAAAUUUGCUUGUUGCCUGGUUUUCUAAGGAAAUACAUGCCCAGCUAAUGACAUUUUUCAGGAAGGUUUUGCAGGUUUUUGUAGUUUCAAGUAUUCAGAGCACUAGAGAAAGGUGUUGUGUUUUUUUGGUGGGAUCGUCAAAAUAUAGUCUUUUGCUAAAGUCAGUUUUACUUCAGAGAGAGAGAGUGGCAGUACGCAUCUCACUGAAACAUUAAUUUAAAAGAUCCACUGGAGGGAGCUAGCUGUCUAUCUCCAUUUGGCUGUGUGUAAAACACUAGCAUUUGAGGGAAGUGUUAUAUAAGUGAGUUCAAAGAAAGUGCAUCUGAGCAUCUGGUUAAAUAAAUAAAUGCAUGCAGGAAGGAAGGAGGAGGAGAAACACCAUUCAAAAAUACCCAAGGCAGGUGACGAAGUCAUUAGCCUUGAAAGACAGGUAUAUGAUUUCCAGAACUGACACCCUUUGGUGUAAACUGAUGAUAAAAUAGGACACUAUCUAGGACAUUUCAACAUCUAAGCAGAGAGAUUUCCCAGCAGAUGGUAGCGCUACCUUCAUGCUCUGGUUAUCUCUCUGCUGUCAGAUAUGCUUUUCUGCCAGAUAGUACACAAUAUGUGCAUUAGCCAUAAGAUAUACUUCUGUUGCAGCGCUUUCUCUUGAGGAGGCUGCUGCUGUUCAUCUCAGCAGCUAAGGAGCACAAACAUGGAAGAGGCCAGCAAAUCCUCCUCCACACAACCUUACUGUUCCUGAAUCUUUGUAGAACUAUAGUGUGAAUGCAACCCCGCUUCUCCGAGUGAUAAAAAGUUGCAGAGAGGAAUUGAGUCAGACUGAGCACUACAUUUUUUAAAUAGAGAUGUGCAAGCCCCCUCCAACUUACCUUGAAAAUUAAUUGGGAUUUUCCAAAAUCUUUCCUGUUUGCUUUAUAAUCCUUGUUAGAUUUCUGUUUCGUUUUUAGUUUUGGAUAGAAACACUCAAAAUUACUCUCCCUUUCCCACCAGUCCCUCUGUCCCAAGGGCAAAAAAAACCCUCCCUCUCAGGGUAGGGGUGGGGGAGGGGGAGGAUUAAAAAAUGAUAAUCCCCUUGACGGGGUGAGCUCCUGUUGCUCGGUCCCAGCUCCUGCCAACCUAGCAGUUCGAAAGCACAUCAAAGUGCAAGUAAAUAAAUAGGUACUGUUCCGGCGGGAAGGUAAACGGCGUUUCCGUGCGCUGCUCUGGUUUGCCAGAAGCGGCUUAGGCAUGCUGGCCACAUGACCCGGAAGCUGUACGCCGGCUCCCUCGGCCUAUAGAGCAAGAUGAGCGCUGCAACCCCAGAGUUGGUCACAACUGGACCUAAUGGUCAGGGAUCCCUUUACCUUUACUAAUACUUUUUCUGGGUGUAGUUUUGGAUUGCAGCUGAUGUGCAAACAGAUGGAGAACAUUUGUCCUGUCUCCUAAGAGUCAGGAGUCAAUUCCCAAGUUGUUGUUGCUGUUGUUAAUUUCCUGCCCAUCUUAGGGUGCCCCAGCCACUCCAGCAGCUUCCAACAAAUUACAACAACAACAACAACAACAACAACUUAUUUAUACCCCACCCAUCUGGCUGGGUUUCCCCAGCCACUCUUGGUGGCUCGCAACAGAAUAUUAAAAAUACCGUAUUGGCCCGAAUAUAAGACGCACCCACAAAUAAGCCACAUCUUUAAAAUUCAAGGCUUAUUUGCGGGUGCGGCCCCCUCCUGGCACUACCGCCCUGAACAGGGUGCAGGGGCGGGGGUGGCUGGCGCUCGGUUCUGAGCACACUGUGCGCCCGCCUCCCAACACUACUGCCUCCUGGCACUCCUGGCACUACCACCCCAAGCUGGCAUCUGGGGAUGACUGGGAUCAGCAGGCAGGCUGUGUGCCAUUGCCCCGCACUCCUGGGCUGUUUUGCUGAUGGCCUUCCCCCCUUCCCCCUUCCUUACGGUGGCUUGGGGGAGUGUUGGAGAUGCGGUUGGGACGGGCGCCGUUGUCCCGCACCCCCAACAGCCCUCGUGGGCAGCUGUUUCAGCAGCAAUACCGUAAGGUUGCAAAUAUAAGCCGCACUUUAACUUUUCACAAUUGGAAUUUGGGGGGAAAGUGUGGCUUAUAUUCAGGCCAAAAUUGUACGAUAAAAACAUCAAACAUUAAAAACUUCUCUAAACAGGGAACAACAGUAACACACCACGCUUCCCUCUCCACGGCUGCCUUCAGAUGCCUUCUAAAUGUCAGAUAGUUGUUAUUAUUCCUUGACUUCUGAUAGGAGGGUGUUCCACAGGGUCCUCUGCCUGGUUCCCUGUAACCUCACUUCUCACAAUGAGGGAACUGCCAGAAGGCCAUCGGAGCUGGACCUCUGUGUCCGGGCUGAAUGAUGGGCGUAGAGACACUCCUUUAGACAUAAGUGAUGACUUCAGAGCAACAGCCAUUAAUGCCAAUAGAGGCUUCUCUCCCCCUCCUUCCAAACACACACUGCUUCCUGCUCACCCACCCACCCAUUUUCAAAGGGAAACCCCCCCACAUCUCAGUCUUAGUUUGCUUAACUUCUCUAUUUCGCUUUAUUUCCAAGUGAUGAAGAUGAGCUCAGAAAGUCUUUGUCAGAACUGGUGGAUGAUAAAUUUGGUGCCAGCACAAAGAAAAUGGCAAGGAUAGUUGAUGGCAGCAAUCCAUUCCUGGAUGUCCCCCAGGCCCAGAAUGCUAUAACCUACAAGCAUGGCAUCCUCACUCGGAAAACCCACGCUGACAUGGAUGGGAAGAGAAGUACGUAUUGAAGGGGGUCCAGCGACAAGGGCGAGAGAUGUGCAGCAGAGUGGCAGAGACGCUUGUUGAAAUGGUUAUGCUCAAGGAGAGAGUCUGGCUUUCCACUGAUGCACGCAUGGGCUACAACAAGGAAGCAUGGGACGCAUCACCCUUCAUAUUUUCCAGGGUUGUUUUAGCUACUGGUGAUAGCAUGGGAGUCCCUUCUUCAUGGCUUCUCCUUACACCACACUGGUAACUCUGAAAUUUGUUUGUAUGGUUCCUUGCAAUGUAAGUGCUGCUCUCUCUGGAUGAGACAAUGCUUAGGUGGAAGCAAUUACUGGAAUUCCUCACCACCAUUCCUGGAGUAGCAUGAGAAGAAGCCAUAGGAAAGUGACUCUCAUACCAUUGCUGGGUGUGAAAUAAAUAGGUCCUUCUGCGCAUAAACAGGCCACAAAUGAACUAAUGGGAAGACCUUUGCCAAGGCUGAUGAUGGCAGUUUUCCUUAAAAUGCCUCAUGUUUCUGCAGCGAUUUGUGUGUGUGUUUUUAAAAAAUCAUGAUAUUUCUUCAGCAUUUUAGCAUGGAUUUUUACUUUAACCAAUGUAUUUUUAUGCAGUUUGACAUUUUUGCAAGCAAUUUCUCCUAAUAUAAUGCAUUUUUAUGUUAUUUACACUAUGUUUGCUUUUAUGCAUACUUUUGCCUAAUUUUCAUUUUCAUUUUUUUUAAAAAUAAUAUUUAUUAUUUUUCCAAAAACUUAAACACUAAAAAGAAAAAAAAACCAAUACAAUACAACACAUCAAAUCAACAAAACAAGACAAAGACAAUAAGAUAAAUCAAACAAUUUCAUUAUCCCAUCUUUCAUUUACUUAUCUCCAUGACCUCCUCACACCUCCCUUUUUGUAUUCCACUUCUGUUAAUUAUUUCAGCAAUUCCUGUCCAUCUUCCUCUGUUUUCUAUCCUAUAAUUAUCUUAACUCAUUCUAACCUUAUUUUUUCCUUUAAUGCUCUAUUAACCUAUCUGUACUUAAUUCCUUAUAAUAUUUCUACUAAAGCCAUAUAACUUCAUUCCAACAUUUUUCUAGCAUUCAUUAAUUUUACAAUAUUUCUGUAGAUAGUCUUUAAACUUUUUCCAAUCUUCUUCCACCGACUCUUCUCCCUGGUCUCGGAUUCUGCCAGUCAUUUCCACCAGUUCCAUGUAGUCCAUCACCUUCAUCUGCCAUAAUUUUCAUUUUCCUAAACACUGGUGGUUGGGAGAACUGCACCACAAAAGUCAGCUAAGUGUGUUUUGUUCUCUCACGUUGUUUCAGAAAGUGCAAAUAUAUUAAAUUCCGUUUUAAAUGUGAACUAGAUUAAGUUUCUCUCCCAUUUCUAUUGAUAAUCACUUCACUGUAUUACCCCCCUCGCCCCAUCAUAAUUGCAGUCUUUUGUGGAUUAGUUCAAAAAUUGUAUUUCUGCGGAUCUGCUGUGAUGUCUCGUAUUAACGCUGUAAUCAACAGAAUUAUAUGUUUUUCAGCUCCCAGAGGAAGAAGAGGGUGGAAGAAGUUUUAUGCUGUUCUUAAAGGAACCAUCUUGUAUUUGCAAAAGGUAUGUUUAACGCUCUGAGAGUUCUGUAAGAUCCCACCAAGUUAACUCUCUACAGUGCGAGGAUUUUUGCUUAAAACAAACACCAUAAAUAAUGAAUUCAGCAUAUAUUGGAGUAGACUGAGGGCCCCGUCCAGUCCAGCAUCCUGUUUUGCAAGAUUAUGAGCCAGAUACUUGUGGCAAUAAAGGGUGGGUGAAGGUGGGCUGUGGCAAAAAACAAAGUGGGCACAGCUUGCUGUGAAGGGCUCCCCCACCUCGGUUCUGCUCAUAUUCCUGAGCUCUCUGAUGCCUUCUGUUCCAUUCCAAGAGAAAAAGUCUCCUUGGUGAAGGGGGAGACAGGCCAGGUCGUGGGGAAGCCUCUGAGAAGAUGGAGUAGCUUGCCAGGUCUGUCUUCCUUUCCAGAAAAAAGUUAAGCGAGUGGCGCUACCAGGCAGUAGCACUGGCAAUAUCUCUUGCCGUUGGGGAUCCUGGGGAAUUUGCAUGGAGAGCGUCGCUCACUUCUCAAAUGGAGGGGGGGGCAGUAGGCUGUUCCCAUCUUUGAUGGAGCCCUAUGGCACUUGCUACCUUGACCCUAUUUUCUAAGGUAAGCCUUUUUCCUUUUGUGGGGGGGUGAGAUAGCAGAUGUCAUAGGAAAAUGGACCCUUCAAAAAGUGUUUCUUUUGAAGUUUUUGUGUACUUAAAAUGAAGAAUUAAAGGACGCAGCUGAUUUUCAGGGAGGGCACCAGGCUGAUCACUCAUCUUCAGCAGAGCAGCCAUUAUUUCUCUUCUUCUUUGCUCUCUAUCACUUCCUUCCAGCAACCUGGCGGUUGCUGCUGUUUGCAAGCCUGCUCAGCCCCCUGUAUCCACCUCCUUGAGUGCUGUGAGGUAUCUUUUCUGAAGGUUAGGCUGGAACCUUGCAAAACUGGUGCUUCAGCACUGAAGAGGGAAAGCCCACAUCCUUCAGAGAACUGAAAGUAAUGUAAAGGAAAGCUCACCCAAAUGGGGAGAGGCUGUUGUCAUUCAUGUGUGUCAUGCUUGGUUUAAAAGAUUAGACAUAUGCUUUCAGUCUUAAGUGUCACAAUAUUUAAUUUAAACUCCCAUCACAGCAGAGGAGAGAUGACUUUUAAAAGAGAUUAAAAUAAUCAUUAGCAAAAAAGUUUUAAUUGAUGCAGGCAUUUUGGGAAAACGACACUACUAUUGAUGCCUUCGGCACCAUACAGUAGGUCCCCGUGAGACUUACACAAUUAUAUUCCUCAGUUAGCAAAUGCUGGCAAAAUGCAACAUUCCUGCAACAAAGUACUUCCUGAAGGAAAAAUAUCUGCCCUCCACACAACAUGUCUAAUUCCCAUGAGUCAUGUGAUUUGGAUGAUGAGUCGGACAUGCUUUGCAUGGUACACACAAAGAGGAUGACUGCUGCCAUAGGUGUAUGAGGCAGCCUCUUCCCCCCUGUACAGUGCAAGUCAGCACAUCAUUCCCCCAUCUCACGAUGACUCAGAGGCUCUUGGGACCAGAGUUUUCAAAGUGCACACAUGCAAUUCACACUUGUUUGAUGCUUCAAGCAGGUUUUAUCUCUUUAAAGGAUAUUGGGGAGCAGGGGAUAAAAGCACCACAGUUGUUGCUAAUACACACACACACUAUUGCAGAAAUGGGACAGAACAAAUUUCAUCAGAGGCCUUAAGAGGGAGACUAUAUUCCCUGCUAUCCCCCAUUAUCUCCAAUUUGAGGGGGGGCUUUGGAGAGCUCAGGGAAGCAACUCUACAAGUUCACAGCUGGAAAUGGAAACCCCAAUAUAUAAAAUUAAAGUCUGUACAAUUUCAUAACAGCACAUUUAUGAACAACCUGAAAACAAAGAUAGCUGGGAAAAACCAACUGAACACUUUUCACAUAUGUGUUAAAUAUGUUUUACAAAUACUACUGCAGAUAAAAAGUAGAUCCACUCUUUUAGAGGUUCGCAUAAACAUUAAUCACUCAUGGUAGAUGGGAUUUCUUUUAAAAACAGCCCAAAUUGAUAUUACAUUUAUAGUUAAUAAGAAUUCUCUGCAGAAGCCAGCAUACCUAUUAUAUCUUAAGCUACAUUAUUAGCUAUUGUAAUUAAUUAUUAUUAGAACAUUGCAAAAACCAUAACUCAUAUUUUAUAUUAACCUAUCUUUCAUUAUAUUUAAUAAAUUUUUUGCAGUCUAAUCAAGCUAUUGUCUUGUCUUUCUUCUCCUUCCCAAAAUCCAAGGAAAUGUGUCAACUUAGCCAUUGCUGCAAAGUCCAACAAUUUAUCAUCCUAUUCUUUAAUUUUGGGUGGUACUGAUUAUCUCUACGUUUUUGCAAACAUAUAAAGGACUAAAAUAUAAGAGUCUAGUACUUUAUUAUUCUGCCCUACAGAAUUUCAUAGAAUAGCUUAGAAUCCUUAUCAAGUGAUUUAAAAAAUCCUCCAUUAUUUCUUUGACACCAUUACACAUUUCUACCAUGUGGAAAACAUCACUUAUGACUGGGAAAUGCUUUCAACUGUUUCUGCUUUAAUUUUGCCUGGACUCACGCUUUUCUCCCCAUUUCUCAGAGAUUACUGUGGAAGGGAUCCUCUGGUUGGCUUUCAGAGAGGUCAGGUGUCCUCUCUAGCAGUUUUCUCUAGCAGUGCUUAACAACCAUCUAUUAAUAUGACAGUGUGUAUUUCUACAAGUAAUUCCAUACUCUGUGUGUGUACUACACUUUCUUUCCAGAAGCCUGGCAAAAACUUUGCAGUGGGAGUUCCUCUUAACGGCAUAAUGACAAUUAUUCAUCUGAUGGUUGGUUGGCUUUAAUUGUUUUCUAUUUAGCAUAAUUUCCUUGAUCUAUGUACUGAGUAUUACAGAUAUAUUUCUGUCAUUCAAUGCACAGAUAAGACACCUCAAACUUUAGGCAUGACCACAAAGACUUCAAGGACUUCUCUGAACGGACAACCUGUUUGAUGAAAUGUAAGUUAUCAGCACAUUGUAUCUGAGAAUCACUAUAUAAGUGGGCUGUUUGUGUACAUGGAUGUUGUAAGUGUAUAUGUAUUUCAGAAAAUGUAUGGAUGCCAUCUGGCUGUGUCAUGUUUGAUCUUUUCUAUUAUUCUUUCUGCCUUAGGAGGACAAGAAAUGUCUAUGUGUCAUCACCACCAGAAGCAUCCCUUGCCAUCCCUUGAGGCAUACAGCAUGCACUGCCCACCUGCUGAAAGAUGCCCAACACCACCCACAUAUCAUUAUGGAUGUGUGGGCCCAGAAAAAGGCAGAUUGAGAAGAACACUAGCAUGAUGAGGUCCAUCUGCCAGGAGUUCACCAACUGUAUCAAACAACCAUACAAGAGUACAAGGCUAUGUGGACUGGACUUCUGAAUAUUAGUGGAGCUAUGCACGAUUGAGGACAGGAGCUGAGGGGUCUAAGGAAAACUUUUGUGGGGGAGAACCCAUGUAAGAAGCUGCCACAACCACCACGAGGGAAAUGGCUGGCGUUGACGAAGAGCCCAUGCAGAGUGAGAGAGGGUCAUGGAUCAGUGCACGAGGGGUUGGUGCAGAACCUCCUGGACCGCCACGUGUCAGGGCCAGGCGAGACUCCCCUGGAACACGACAGAGGAGGAGGAGAGCAAGUGUGUGCGUGGACACAGGCACUGAUGUCAAUGGCACUAGGGGGUGUCAAACAGGAGAGCUGCGUCACAAAAGCUACUUCCAUUUGUAUAGAACACAAUUGUUCACUGGUCUGUAACAAUAAAGUUUAUUGAAGGAAAAGGAUUUGUCCUGUGUGGUGCACAUUUCAGUGAAGUCAUACUCCUAACUCUUGGCUAACAGAGAAUUUGUGUAUUUCUGACACUGAUGCAACUGGCUGCUCAUGUGUCGGGCAAAGCGUUGAUCAUCGUGUCUACUAAAUCCGCAGUACACAGCCACCCACGUUUUCUCUCUGCAACACCACAUUGAUUUUAUAUAACAACAUGGGUCCCGACCCCAGCGCUCUUCACUUGCCUAAAUACACCACACACUUAAACACUGCAACCUGUAUCAUGCUUCAUGUUUCUAAUAAUAUGAUGCAACUCAAGAUGCAACAUAGCACAAACUUUAUUCUAGAACAAUAAUUCACAGAGCAGUGCUAACAACUCAUGCCACUCAUGGUUCUUUGAAUCAAAGCCACUGUUCCUUCUACCCUUUCCCCUGAGACUAAUAUUGCCCACUAGUGGGUGGCAUUUGAUUAAUCUCUUCUGUCUUUUAUUUUCUUCAUUUGAGAUGUGUAUGUGUGUGUGUUUAAGGAGACACUGGAUAAACACCUGCCUGGAACAGUUUUGGAAAGCUAGUAAGUCCCUUCCAGCAUGAUUCUGUCUGAGUUGCUAUUACUGUUAUCUCUCUUCUCCUUCACAGGAUGAAUACAAACCUGACAAAGAUCUUUCUGAAGUAGAUCUAAAGAAUGCCAUCCGGAUUCACCAUGCCUUAGCCACAAAAGCCUCCGACUAUAGCAAAAAAUCCAAUGUGCUGAAGCUGAAGACUGCAGACUGGAGAGUCUUCCUCUUCCAAGCGCCGUAAGUGUUCCAGCAGAACCCAUGAGGGAUCACUCUUGUCCUUUCACCUGGCCAAGUGCAGUUUGCCCAGCCAUUCUCCACAUCAUGGGGGAUGUUACGAAAGUCCUCAUCUCAAGGGGGCUUAUUCAUAAGUACCUUGUCACAUUGUGUUUCUUAUUAAAGACAGAAUUAGAAAACAGGACAUCACUGCUUAGUUGGCAUUAUAGCUCCUUAUUACCUGAAGGAACAUGUCUCUGUUUUACUGCAGAAGCUAAGCAGGUAGGGCUUUGUAAGCUUCUGGGGAAACUGUGUAAGGUACUGAGUUCUUUGGAAUAAUAAGAUAUGGGUGUGAUCUAUCUCUUUCUCUCCCUUUCUCAAAUAUGCGUCUCCCACCCCACCCUCCAAUAGUGAAAGAUCUGACCACCUCCAAAUAAGCCCCCCCCAUGUGCUAUUGGCUGUGGAAGGGCUCUCUUGGUUUUGCCUCUGUAUUCUAAGACCCAUGGCCAACUAUUUUGCAUACGGCUAUGGCAAUUGCCUUCAGAAGACGCAAGCAGUCUAUAUCCCUAUUCUGAGGCCUCCUGCAGACGUGGCUACUUAACUGGCACUAGCAACUAUCCACCAAGCAUUCCACUAACCACAUAAACCAAGAGAUGAUUGAUUCUGGAUGAAGGUUCUUGUCUGGUUUACAUCUCUAUGACAUGGUUAGAUGAAACAGGGGAGGGUUGAACCCCGGCACACCUGUGCCCAGUAUUGUUCCUUGGUGCAGAAACAGGGGUGGGGAACCGAGGGAAAAGCUUAUGCCAUUGUAAACAUGUUAAUCUUUAAGAUACCACAAGACUUUUGUGUGGCACCUUAUUUCAUGCAUUCCUUCUGGAGAGAAGGGGGGCCCCUAUUUUGGAAACUGCACCUGGGCUUCCAACCCCCUUAAUUUACCUUAAAUUCACAAAGUGGAUGCAGAGAAGACCCUCUUCCUGGUGGUCAUGUAAUGGAUUCCCACAGGAAGCGGGAUGACCAGAGAACCUCCUCUGCUACAAUUAAAGUGGGUAGGCAGGUCUAUAUUGAAUCAGGCAUUCUUUCAGAUAAUCUGGUCUCAGACUGUUUGGAUCUCAAGUCAUUAGCAAAGGCUUCAAUACACACCCAGCAGUUCAGAAAGGCUACUUAGUGGGAAGAGAAAUGUAUUGAGUCUCCCUUCACUUUUAUCAUAUUGGCAUGUGUGUUCUCUGUCUCUCUCCCGCCCCACUUCUGACACAUCCUGCCUCUCCUACUCUUGUGUGUAAUGGUCCUCUUCCUUCAAUCCUGCCUGGUCUCCAUAGAAGCAAAGGAGAAAUGCUGUCCUGGAUUCUGAGAAUAAACUUGGUGGCUGCCAUUUUUUCUGCCCCUGCAUUUCCAGCUGCUAUUUGCUCCAUGAAAAAAUUCUGCCGUCCUCUCUUGCCAUCUUCAACAACCAAGCUCUGUCAGGUAAGAGGAAAAAGGAAAAAGUGUGUGUAUGUACAUAUAUGGCAGAAAGCCAGCCAACUGAGUGCUGAAUGUAUGCAUAAGUCUUCAUCUUGGCCCAUUUUUUCUUAAUUUCUUCACGACAUUAGCACAGUCAUUGAGGAUCACACACACUAAUAGUGGUAGAAUGAAGCAAGAUUGCAAUCUGGGAUAAAACAAGCUGCCUGCCCUCUGUCCUUGCCCAUCCUGGCCUGUCUGCCACAUUUGUCCACUCUUGUUAAAGGGAAGAGGCAUGUGGUGUCAUUCUUGCUUUCUCUCCAAGUCCUCCAAAAUGGCUCCCCCACAAGAGGGAGACAGGAUCUUCCCACAGCUACCCUUUCACCCUUAGAGUGAUGCCCUUGUGGCAACUUUGACUUUAGGGUCACCUUGCUAGUGGUGAUAGACCACCCAUUACAUUCCACCAUGUUUGUUUAUGUUAUUUCUUUAUUUAAAUGUUCAUUCUAAAUCCAUAUCUAAUAUUUCCAAAAAUAUUUCUGCAGCAUACAAUCAACACAAUUAAAAAUACAACACAACACAAUCUAAAAUGAGCAGAAGAAAGAAUCCAGUUUGAGAGAUCACCCAGAAACCAGCUAAACCCAUGGGCUUUGUUGAAAUAAAAGUUCUUGCCUCACAGAGCAGGCCAGGUAGAACCCCUGGGGCAGGGACUUCCAGAGUCCAGAAACCACUGCAGAGAGGUCCAUCUGAUAUGUACUCACUAACUGAAUAUCCUUGCUGGUGGCAGGAUACAGAAAAGCCUGAGGACCUGGGUGGGCAGGCAGCCUCCACUACAAUGAACCCAAACCAUUCAGGGCUUCAAAGGUAACAACGGUCACUUUGAAUUGUGCUGGAAACAGACAUAUGAAGUCAAUGUAAUGAUGUGGUCACAUGAUCCACUCAGUAGCACAAUAAAAAAUUUCAGCUGGAGCAGUUUGCAUCUGGUCAUUCUUCAAAGGCAGUUCCAUGUGAGAAUCCAAUUGUAACUUUUUAACGAAGGCAUGUGUGACUCUGGCCAGGUCCGUUCCAACGAUAUGUCUCCAGAAAAAGUGCAAAGUCUGAAUUCUGGUAAAUCCCUUUGUAUUUGUAUACAUGCUUAUUUCUGAAGAACUUGACUCAGUCUCUCUUCCUCCUCACCUUCCAGGAGGAGCAGCUGCAGUCUCAUGAGAAUAAAAUGAGGCAAGUUGCAGAUGAGUUAACAGAGCAUAAACUACACCCGGCAGUGAAAGGCCUCAAGUCCAAAGAGGCUGAAGAAUAUCGCCUGAAAGAGCAUUACUUAAUAUUUGAGGUGAGGCUUUCCAGGUGACAAAUGAUCAGUGGGAUGAAGAUAGGGUAAACCUGGAGAGAAUGACUGGGAAGCAUGGGUGAGCUCAUAAUCUCUUUCUGUUUAAAGACAUUUAGGGAGCAGUCCAACCAGACAGCAGGAGGGAGAACUGGAGGCAAAUGAGUCACCAUUUCCAGUGUCCUGCAGGGCUCAUGACACCAGGGCUGAAGUAGAAUUGCAGGGUCACAUAUACAUUCCUAGGGACUUUCCAUCAUUCUACCCACUGGAAACAAUGGGUGAGAAAUGCACCCUGUCGGCUUGCAUGGUCUCCCCGCUGGUUUGGGGGCGUGUUGGAGGACUAGAUAGGUCCCUGCCAAACCCUUGUCAGGCUCUACAAAUGUCUGAGCUCCAGCAUCAGUGAAGCAAUGGGAACAGAAGGUUUUGCAGUGGUGGUGGUGGGGAACCCACUUGGGCCAGAUCUUCCUCUCUGAGGUCUGACUUCCUCUUUCCGCCCUCAGAUGGGGCAUGAGCAAUACCUGAUGGUGCCUGGGAUGCUCUCCCAGGGAACAUAUUUUUGUAGGGCCCUAAACAUGGUUCCCUAGUGCAGAAAUGAAGCACACAAAGCAAACCUCUAAGCAUCUCUCUCUCUCAGGGCUUACAAUAUCUUCCCGGCAGUCAAAAGACUCGGUUCCCUGUGUAAUUAUCCUGAUUAGACUUAAUUGCACGUCUCCCAAGUAGCUUUAUACCUGUAAAACACUAUAAAUAAGGUUCUUUGUUUAUAUGAGUAUAGGCUGUUUAGGAAGGUCCUCAAACUGUUGAGAUAAACAAAGUUAUUAUCCACCUGAAGUGAGGCAUUCAGGGCAUAGCGCCUGCCCAUGUGAUUUCUGCACAAUGCAUGAGCUCAAGGUGUUAUCCAUUCUCAGUAGGUCUUCUGCUGAAGUUGUAUUUUACUGAGUUUUCUGAACUUCUGCUGUUCUUUGUUUUUGGCUUGUCCAAAAGAGGUACACCUUCUCUGUCCUCACAGAAUUCAUUGGCCAGGAGCCCAAGUGCAUAUAAUGAUGCUUGAGGAAUUAAGUAUUUGUGCAUUCCAAGAUGAAGGGAUCUGAUCCACCCUUCCUGGACUAAUCCUGGCAUGGAUCCAGACUUAGCUCCCCUUCAAAAGCUCAGUUCAAAAAUGUACCAAAAUGUAUUUCAAAAUGCAUGUUUUGAUAGAAAAUAUGCGCAUAAGAGUAAGUCCACUUCUUAAGUACACUAACGGAAGCUCAAGCUGGAAGCCAUUUUCCCCAUCACUAGUCCUUCCAUACCAUCAAAGAAGCUAGCAUGCUGCUCCUGCUGCUGCAUGUGUUGGAAAACGCACUGCAAUUCCUCCUGCGCAUGAUGGGACAUGCUGUGUCCUUGCUCUCAGGGAGUUGCUGUGGCAGAAACCAGGGCUGGUAGGUGUAAAAAGGAAGAAGAAAGGGGAACAGGGAAGAGAGAGAACUCUUAAACCACCUCCUAAUUACUUAACUUUUUUUCUUUUUUUAAAAAAAGAAUUAAAUUUAUGUGGAUUUUUAAAGAAGUUUCCCAAAAAUUAUUCAGAUAAAUGUGGGAUGGAGCAGAUUUAUAUGCCAGCUCAUGUGAUGUAAUGAAGCAGAUUGGGGUCCUGUAGUCGCUCCCUUACUGACCGCUUACCCGUCCUUGAAGCAAACACAUCCUCCUGGUCACAAAGAGGAAUCCCCAGCACUUGUCUCUCUGUCCAUUGUUCUGGUCAUUCCUGACUUUCCCUCUCAGGCUUUUUGGUCUGUUUCAUUGUCCUUCACAGAAAAGCCGCUAUGAGACAUACAUCAAUCUUCUGUGUGCGAAGAUAAAGGCCGGGACAGAUGAUCUGGAAAAAAUAGAAGCCAACCUCUUCACAAUGGAAGCUGAAGACAUUUCCUUGAGGAAGACUUACUCCAGCCCUUCCAUUAGCCAAGGGCAGUUGCCUGUGGUAAACAGCAAAGCAGAGAAAGACAUGACAGACCAGAACACGUCAGGUAACCAAUAG